Messenger RNA from Colletotrichum siamense, 717 nucleotides. It is a transcript of the gene pac, whose product is annotated as Puromycin N-acetyltransferase. The coding region runs from base 1 to 717 and encodes 238 amino acids. The record is from RefSeq and is a predicted model, not a curated record. The transcript has a single exon. Gene Ontology annotation, molecular function: acyltransferase activity, transferring groups other than amino-acyl groups. Lineage: Eukaryota; Fungi; Ascomycota; Sordariomycetes; Glomerellales; Glomerellaceae.
AUGACCGAGCCGGAAUUCCGGAUCCGAGAAGGCACUUCCGCCGAUGUGGCAGCCGCCGCCGAGAUCUUCAGGGCCGCCUUCGCCGAUGAUUGGAUCUUCAACAAGAUGCACCCUCACAGGAAAGAACACCCAGAAGACUUUCGAGCAUGGGCGCACCGCUUCUUCUACGCUCGCUACUGGGGCCCCGAGCAGCAGCUGUUCUAUGUCCUCACAGUUCCCGACGCCGCAUCGUCGUCCGGCGAGCGGGUCGUCGCCUUUGCGUGGUGGCGCCGGCCGUACCCCACCGAAGCCGAGAAAUCCGCCCACGAGGGCUGGUUCACCGUCCGCGGCUGGCUCAAGCCCGUGCUUCUCGGCAUCAACUCCUUGGCGGGUUAUCUGUGGCCUCCAAAGUCGAGGAAUUUGGACAUGAUCGAUGCCUUUGACGACUCGCACAUCGCCAGUGACCCCUUGAUCAAUGACCCGGAGCACCCCAAGCGGAAGACGGCAUGGUAUCUAUCGACGCUGGGCGUUCUGCCCGAGUGUCAGGGCAAGGGCUACGGGUCGCUUCUCGUCAGGCACAGUCUGCGCCGCGUUGACGAGGAGGGCGUGCCGGCGUGGCUUAUUGGUCUUAAGGGCGUGGAGCCGUUUUACGAGAGGUUGGGUUUUGAGGUGAAGGGGCGGGCGAACGUUGGGCGGCUGGCGGACUGGGACGGGGGUUCUAUCAUGUUCAAGGAGUGA